Messenger RNA from Lemur catta (Ring-tailed lemur), 3253 nucleotides. It is a transcript of the gene WNT2B, whose product is annotated as Wnt family member 2B. Gene Ontology annotation, molecular function: cytokine activity; frizzled binding. Gene Ontology annotation, cellular component: extracellular region. Gene Ontology annotation, biological process: multicellular organism development; cell fate commitment; canonical Wnt signaling pathway. Lineage: Eukaryota; Metazoa; Chordata; Mammalia; Primates; Lemuridae. Bases 672 to 1853 code for a protein of 393 amino acids. The record is from RefSeq and is a predicted model, not a curated record. The transcript is spliced from 5 exons.
GCAUCCUCCGUGCUGAGCUCCAGUGUCACUGUAGGUUAAGGGGACGAGGGAAGGCAUCUGCAGACCCUUUUCACCCCGUACGCUUGGUCAUCACCCACAAAACUUGGGGUUGCCGAAUGAAGGGCGCUAGGACCCGGUGGCGCGGUGCCGGCAGGGACCUCGCGCUCGGGGCGCUGAAGGGCGCCGCGGGGCCCCGUCGCAACACGCCGGGGCAGGUGGGGGCUCCCGAGGGGCGGAGGCGGCCGCCACACCUAGGGCGCAGCUGAGCGCCCGGGCCCGGCGCGGGCGGACCCGCCCUGAGGGCCGCGCGUGUCCCCGGCCUCGGCCCCGCCCCGCCCCGUCCAAUGAGAGCCCGCGGCCAAGGGGGCUGUCCGCACACUCGGCCCGCAGCUCCGCGCCGCGCCGCAGCGCCCCUGGUACCGCACUCGGUGCUCUGGCACCGCGCCCCAGGUCCCGGGCUCGGCGCGCCGUCGUCGGCUUUCGGAUACCUCAACGUGCGCCCCUCUGCGGGACCCUGCGCCCCGGCUCCUGGACUCCAGGUGACCGUAGGUCCCCAGCCGCCGGCAAACCCCAUGGCCGCCCAGGGGGGUGAGGUGGGAGCAGCCUGAGUGCCACCAGACGGGUCCCCGUCCACGCCCCUGCGGGCUGCACGGCCAGAGUCGCGGGGAGCUAUGCUGAGGCCGGGUGGUGCGAAGGAAGCUGCGCAGCUCCCCCCUCGGCGCACCCGCGCCCCUGUCCCUGAGCCCGAGCCCAGACCCGCGGCUCCCGACGGCUCCCGGGCUUCGGUCCGUCUAGGUCUUGCCUGCUUUCUGCUGCUGCUGCUGCUGACGCUGCCGGCCCGCGUAGACACGUCCUGGUGGUACAUUGGGGCACUGGGUGCCCGAGUGAUCUGUGACAAUAUCCCUGGUUUGGUGAGCCGGCAGCGGCAGCUGUGCCAGCGUUACCCAGACAUCAUGCGUUCGGUGGGCGAGGGUGCCCGAGAAUGGAUCCGAGAGUGUCAGCACCAGUUCCGCCACCACCGCUGGAACUGCACCACGCUGGACCGGGACCACACUGUCUUUGGCCGCGUCAUGCUCAGAAGUAGCCGGGAAGCAGCAUUUGUAUAUGCCAUCUCAUCAGCAGGGGUGGUACAUGCUAUCACUCGUGCCUGCAGCCAGGGUGAACUGAGUGUGUGCAGCUGUGACCCCUACACCCGUGGCCGACAUCAUGACCAACGUGGGGACUUUGACUGGGGUGGCUGCAGUGACAACAUCCACUAUGGUGUCCGUUUUGCCAAAGCCUUUGUGGAUGCCAAGGAGAAGAGGCUUAAGGAUGCCCGGGCCCUCAUGAACUUACAUAACAACCGCUGUGGUCGCACGGCUGUACGGCGGUUUCUAAAGCUGGAGUGCAAGUGCCAUGGUGUGAGUGGCUCCUGUACUCUGCGCACCUGCUGGCGUGCACUCUCAGACUUCCGCCGCACAGGUGAUUAUCUGCGGCGGCGCUAUGAUGGGGCUGUACAGGUGACAGCCACCCAAGAUGGUGCCAACUUCACAGCAGCUCGCCAAGGCUAUCGCCGGGCCACCCGGACUGAUCUUGUCUACUUUGACAACUCCCCAGACUACUGUGUCUUGGACAAGGCUGCAGGUUCCCUAGGCACUGCAGGCCGUGUCUGCAGCAAGACAUCAAAAGGAACAGAUGGUUGUGAAAUCAUGUGCUGUGGCCGAGGGUACGACACAACUCGAGUCACCCGUGUCACUCAGUGUGAGUGCAAAUUCCACUGGUGCUGUGCUGUGCGUUGCAAGGAGUGCAGAAACACUGUGGACGUCCACACUUGCAAGGCCCCCAAGAAGGCAGAGUGGCUGGACCAGACCUGAACACAGAUACCUCACUUAUCCCUCCACUUCAAGACUUCCAACUCAAAAGCACAAGAUCCUUGCAUGCACACCUGCCUCCACCCUCAAUCCUGGGCUGCUACAGCUUCUACUUAAGGACUUGGAGAAUAAUCCAGAGGGACCAUAGUGUCCUGACUAGUUCCUUAGCCCUGGGAAGGAGUUGACAGGGGAUAUGAGAAACUGAACGGCUCCCUGAUUUCCUCCUCUGGAGGGAGGUAUGAAUGGAGAGAAGAGGUAGGGGUUCUUCAGAGUGAUAUGAGUUGCACUAAAGUACCUAGGUGAGGCUCAUUUUUCCUUUCCCUUGCACCGGCUUCCUGACACUUCUUGGGUGUGCAAGAGGAAGGGUACCUGGAGAGAGCUGCUUUUUUCUUCCUACCUGGCUGAGGUUAGAUGGGACAGAGAUGAAACUGCAUGUCCCUUCCUUGGAGUCAGUUUGAGCAGAUUGCCCGGUACCCCAAAAGAAAAACGUAGGCUACAACAUUCCUUUACUAUUGAGAGCCUGAGAUUGCUAGACAAGAGUUAGCCAAAGUAGAUGAGGUUCCAUUCACAUGCUCCUAUGUUUAUAAACUGCUGUGUUUUUUAGGGGGAAAAAGUCAUAUAACUAUACAAACACACAUUCAUUCAUUCUCUCCCCCUACCCUCUUUUCAACCUAUAUCAGACAGUAUUGCCUCUUUCGCUCACUUGCUGCCUAUUGAAACUAAGAUGUUAUGCAGUGGCUCCCAUGCCUAACAGAUCAUUACAACAACACCCUGGAACAUUCCUAGGAUCGAGUAAAUUAGUAAGUCUAGCUAGGCCUUGCGAUUUUACCCCUGUGUGUUAUUCUGGAGGUUAGCCCGGUUUAGGAAACACCGAGUAAAAGAUAGGCAACUCAUGGAGGGUGGGUGAGGGUAAGCAGGCCUGUUCUCAAGGGCCACAUGAGAUAUCAGUGUAUACUAGGCAGGUAGGCAUCUCUGGCUCUAGUAAUUCUUUAGAAGAGGAUCCUACCCUUUGAAGCUGGAAGUAGAAGCCAGUGGCUACAGAUGGAAGGACAGCUGGGGCUUGGGCCAAAGUGGUAAACAGCUUAGAAGGCAGCCUUCCCCCAUUUACUCAACAAAUCUUUAGUGACUCUCCAAGUCCUGGUGAUUAUUAUUGUUCACUCCACAUUUGGCUUAAAUAGGGAGGGUUCCUUCUAUGCUAGUACCUGUUACCUAACUAGGUAUGCAGUAGUGGAGUCUCCAGAGAUAGCACAUAGUAAGCUGGAGGGUAGGACAUGAAGUCCCAAAAACCUUGAUGUCCUAUUUCUAUGUGACUUGGAUAGUGGUUAUCUCUUGGCUGUUAAUAUUCUAAAGUAGCAGAAUUGUGUAGAGAUUUGCAGUUAUGAUAGACCUGGCUUAAAAUCAUA